AUGGCCCGCGGAGGUCGAGGUGGUCGCGGCGGUGGUCGCGGCGGCCGGGUGCAUGGCAAGGAGACCCGCUCCUGCCACUUCUGUUUGAGAAGGGGGCAUCUCAAGGGAAAUUGUCCCACUGUGAUGGCCAUUCAAGGCCUCGUUCAGCUGGCUCGUGCCGAUGGCACCUUGGUUAACGGGUUCCUUCCCCCCGCCGCCGCCAACCGCCGCCGCGCCUCCCAACACCCCGCCCCCCCAACCUCGUGCCUGCCGCUGCCCCCGCACCCGCUGACGCCGCCCCCCCCGUGCCUGCUGCCGCCCCCGCCGCCCCCGCUGAGGCCGCCCCCGCCCCCCGCCGCCGCAGCCACUGUGGCUGCCGCUGCCCCCGCGCCCGCUGACGCCGCCCCCCCCGUGCCUGCUGCCGCCCCCGCCGCCCCCGCUGACGCCGCCCCCGGGCCCGCCGCCGCCGCUACUGUGGCCGUCGCUGCCCCCGCCCCCUCUGCCGCCGCCCCCGGGCCUGCUGCUCGCUCUCGCCGAAGCAGGAUGGGCAUCUUCGUUAGCUCGUCUGCAUUCUGCAUACGACUCAUGGUCCUUGGAGGAUAA
Messenger RNA from Penicillium crustosum, 582 nucleotides. RefSeq lists its product as uncharacterized. NCBI's taxonomy places the organism in Eukaryota, Fungi, Ascomycota, Eurotiomycetes, Eurotiales, Aspergillaceae. Gene Ontology annotation, molecular function: zinc ion binding; nucleic acid binding. The transcript is spliced from 5 exons. The record is from RefSeq and is a predicted model, not a curated record. Bases 1 to 582 code for a protein of 193 amino acids.